AUGAUCAAUGAAAUCAACAUUGUUUCUUUAAGUUAACUUCUCAAUAAUGUUCAUCUAUCUUAAUCUCAUAUAGAUGAAGCUGCACGCUUUUAUAUUAGACAUAUUCAUGAUUAAAAAUCACAACAAUCUCUUUGCGAAGAGUGGUGCAAUUAUUUUCACUUUGCAAAAGGAAAUGUUGAUGGUGAUAAAGUUAUCAUUUCUCUACUAUACAUGGCCUAAAGGGUUAUUGAGUCAAUCAUCAAAUUUGAAGGUGCAUGUAAGUUCUUUUUUAAUUCUAUUUAUAGAUGCCUCCAUGACUGAUGCAUUCAAAAAAUAAAUUAUCAAAGCCUUUCUUUUACUUAAAGAUUAUAAUUGGACUCAAGAUCUUAAAUAAUAAGUCAAAGAUUUAGUUAAAUAAUGGGAAGAUAAAUAAUUAUUUACUAAAAUUGAAGUUCAAAAUAUUCUUGAAAUCAUUGAUCCUACCAAAAUGAAUAAAGAAAAAACCAAAAAUUAGUUUGCACCUCCUUUAUUUCUAAUCAAUUUUGCAAAAAAUUACAAAGUAUAUUAAUUUUUGAACUAUAUUUCAGGAAUUAUAAAUUAGAUUAUAAAAUGCCAAUUAAUAUCAAAUGAGACUAGAUGAACUUAUUAAUUGUGGAGCAUAAGACAAAUUAAAUUUAUAUGAUUCCUUAUUAGAUUAAUAUUCUAAAUCUAUUGAAAGUGUAUAAAAAUAUAGAUAAAUCUUAAUCAAAGAUAUUAUUGAUAAACUCAAAGAAUUAGAUAAAAUACAUUCUAAAAGUAUUAUUGAUUUAAAGUAUCUAUCAUAUAGAGUCUAAGAAUUAAAAAAUAAAAAAGACAAAAGAGUGCAAAAUGAGUACUAUCAUGAAUGA
This is a messenger RNA of Paramecium sonneborni, 866 nucleotides long. Lineage: Eukaryota; Ciliophora; Oligohymenophorea; Peniculida; Parameciidae. The record is from the annotation of a GenBank genome assembly.